UCUACAUAGAAGACAGGAACGUUGAGCAGGUCACGUCAAUCAAGUGUAUUCAUCUGCACACACAACCAGAUCGCCCUACCGUUAAUAAAUUUCCGAAAAACUGGGAUUACGACACCCGCAAACAAGACAUGCUGACUAAACUGUAGGUCUGAUAACUGGGUGUAGAGCUUGUCGCGUGACAGCAUUGGCCGAACGCUGACGAAAUGGAGGAAUUACGGGUUGUACUACUGGGCAAGACCGGAUCUGGAAAAAGUUCUCUAGGAAACACACUGCUGGGUCGUCAAGCGUUUGCUCCUGCCAGAGGUGUGAGCUCCGGUACAGUAAAAUGUCAGUGGGCUGAAGCUACAGUAGAUGGAAUUACCCUGAGUGUGACAGACACACCUGGACUGUGUGACACUCAUCGCAGCGAGGAAGACGUUCUGCUUGAAGUCGGCAAGUCCGUGGCUGUGGCCUGUCCAGGGCCUCACGUUGUCAUCAUCGUCCUUAAAGGCAAUGAACGCUUUACCAAGGAGGAGUAUGAAGCUGUGAAGACACUACAGGCUUUGUUUGGUGAGUGUGUCCGCCGCCACCUCAUGAUCGUCUUCACUGGCGGCGAUGGGCUUGCAGACGACAUCAAUGGCAUGCAGGUGGCUCUAAAAGAACAAUUAAGUAAAGCUCCGGAAAAUCUGAAGGAAGUUGUGCGUGAUGCCAACAACCGUUACUGCAUUGUAUCCAACACUGGGACGUUUGAGACGAGACGAGAACACGCAAAGGUCGUGUUAAGUAAGAUUCAAGAUGUGGUGAGAAGAAACAACGGGGAGUAUUUCACGAACAAGAUGCUUGCUGAGUACAACAAGAAAGUGCAGUCAAUUAUUGCUCGCCGCAAGAGAGCUCAGCAUCUGUCAGACAAUGAGGCUGUCAGAGAAACUAGACAAGCGAUUGUUGAGGAGACGGAGGAGCCCGGAUUCUUCAGUACACUGAAGGACAUAGCAAAGAACUACAUACUCCCUAUCUUGCCCACCGUCCUCGGUGUGGGAAUAUCUAUCGCAGGAGCCUUGACUAACAAGUGUUCUGUGAUGUAGAAGUCACAAAGAAAGAACCAUUUGUAGGGUGUAGUUUCCAUAGCUAUAAAGAAAACACACUAAUAAAUUGUACUUUCAUGGCCGAACUAAUAAAUGUAGGGAAACAAAUCACGAGACGCUUCAAAAGAUUAACCCAUUGUCUAUAUUAAAAACUAUAUUGAAAGAUUGCAAUUUCUCAGUCAAUAUUCAUUUGUUGCGAACGCACCUAAAAUGGUAGCAGGCAGCGGUUGAAUUGUCGCCUCCAUUAGCUGAUCAGCACAAAAACUUACAAACAAACAUAAUGGACACCUUAUCUUGCUAUAAAAUUAAUGUUUGGUAGAGUUAAGGAAUUGUGAGUUAAAGAUCUUCCUCAAUGGUCACGUGGUGUGUGCACUUUUAUGCGCAAUGUCAGACUGACAGUUUGUUACAGGGUCUGAUGGAAAAUACAGGAGGUCUACCUUUUGCUCAAGGUGGAUGGUACAGUUAAUGAUGUAGUCUCUGAAUAGGUAUUAAUUGACUUGAAUAAUUAUGCCCCCAUUUUAGCCUCAAAUAAAAAUGUAGUCAUACAGAGUAACUGAACUCUUUACGAUUUUUUCCUAAGAACUUGUAACAAUCGUUUCAAAAACGUUUGCAGAUGUAGAUAAAGAAAUAACUAAUAGUUUCUUCAUAAAAAUGUUUCUAAUUAUUAUACAUUGUAAAGUUUCAUUAGGUUACAAAAACCCUAAUCUUUUGUUUAUUUGGAUGCAUUGAGAGUCAUAAAGGUCGAGUUUGAUUUCUUUACCUUAAGGUUGUGAUUAAA
This is a messenger RNA of Pomacea canaliculata, 1839 nucleotides long. Its product is annotated as GTPase IMAP family member 4-like. The record is from RefSeq and is a predicted model, not a curated record. Gene Ontology annotation, molecular function: GTP binding. NCBI's taxonomy places the organism in Eukaryota, Metazoa, Mollusca, Gastropoda, Architaenioglossa, Ampullariidae. The transcript is spliced from 6 exons. Bases 204 to 1061 code for a protein of 285 amino acids.